UAUGUAAAUACCAAUAUAUUUCAAAAUUUCUUUAUUGGAUGACCAACAUGUACCCACAUUCCAAGUUCAACCCAUCAUUGUCUUUUUCUCUUUUGGUAAACUAUCCACCAACCUAAGUACCUAACCCAUAUUAUUGUCAAUCAACACUAUAAAACAUCUCACCAAAACCCCGAACACAACUUUGUCACAUUCACCAUUAUAUUUCAUCUCAACAUAAUAUGGCAAAAUCAUCCAUCAUCUCCUCUAUUCUUCUCCUUUCUCUUCUCACCCUAACCUUAAUACCCAAAACCCAUGCAUCAUUUGCAGAACCCAUAUCCAAACAAGACCUAGGGAUUAAAGCUUUAGAUGACAAAAAAACCCAACUGACUUUCUACUUUCACGAGACCCGAAGUGGGUCCAACCCAUCGGGUAUUCAAAUCGCUAAGGCAAAGUCCACGGAUCAAUCAUCAACCAGGUUCGGAUCCCUAACCAUGAUUGAUAAUGCAUUAACCGAGGGCCCUGAACCAACGUCGAAGUUGGUGGGUAGGGCCCAAGGUAUGCAUGGAUCCGUGGACCUAAAUGAAUCCGCUUUAAUGAUGGUUAUGAAUUUGUACUUUUUAGAAGGGGAAUAUAAUGGAAGUACAUUAAGUGUCCUAGGGAGGGAUUCGCUGAGUGCUAGUACAGGGGAAUUACCUGUGGUUGGAGGAACUGGUACCUUCAGAUUUGCUAAAGGAUAUGCUCAGAUUAAAUCUCAGACGUUCGAUUCAAAGACUGGUGAUGGGGUUGUACAAUUCAAUGUGUUUGUAAAUCAUGCUGAUGGUUCAUCAUCAAGUACUGGUAGUGGUAGCCCAUCAGAUGGGAAGUCAUUAGGGUCUACACCAAGUGAUGGUGCACCCUCAUCUAGCCAAGCAUCUCUCUCUAAAUUAGUGUCUUUUACUAGUUUGUUUAUGAUUCCUCUUUUGUACUUUUUCAUUUUUUGAAGGAUAAUUUUUAGUGCUUUUUUUCCCUUCUAUUUUAUAAAAUUUUUAUAUAUUAUUUGCUACUGGUAGUGAUCACAAUAUGUCAUAAUUAUGUGCCAGUAUUUCAGAACGAAACGAAUGAAGUAUUUAUAUGCGUAUGUAUUAUUGUAUACUUGUAUGAGGAAUAUUAGCAUGUGAUGGAGGAUUUUUUUUGUAUUAUUGAAAUUGAACUUUUAAUGCAUUGUUGAAGUUUUGGCUGGCAUUUGUAUAAAGUUG
Amaranthus tricolor (Joseph's coat) is the source of this 1214-nucleotide messenger RNA. RefSeq names its product dirigent protein 23-like. NCBI's taxonomy places the organism in Eukaryota, Viridiplantae, Streptophyta, Magnoliopsida, Caryophyllales, Amaranthaceae. The transcript has a single exon. The coding region runs from base 219 to 959 and encodes 246 amino acids. The record is from RefSeq and is a predicted model, not a curated record.